Bursaphelenchus xylophilus (pine wood nematode) is the source of this 604-nucleotide messenger RNA. Lineage: Eukaryota; Metazoa; Nematoda; Chromadorea; Rhabditida; Aphelenchoididae. The record is from the annotation of a GenBank genome assembly.
AUGAUGACAAGCCAGCACAACAACUCUUCCCAUCUUCCAAAAAUUGACGGCUUAACCAAAGAACAGGUGGAGGAAUUCAAAGAGGCCUUCGAAUUGUUCGAUAAAGACGGCGACGGUCGAGUUACGGCCUUAGAGCUGGGGAUCGUGAUGCAAUCGUUGGGGCACACGCCAACCGAACAGGAGCUAAUUGAUAUGGUAAACGAGAUCGAUGAAGAUGGAAAUGGGUCGAUUGAGUUGGAGGAGUUUGUAAAAAUGAUGUCGAGGAAAGUCAAGGACACGGAGACCGAAAAGGAAUUGCAAGAGGCAUUCCAAGUGUUCGACAAGGAUAACGACGGCUACAUCUCGGCCGUGGAGUUGCGAUUUGUGAUGAUGAAUUUGGGGGAGGAUUUGAGCGAGGACGAGGUUUACGAAAUGAUCAAAGAGGCCGAUCUGGAUGGCGAUGGGAAAGUCAAUUUUACGGGUAAGGGUUUUUUCAUCGUUUUUAAAUUUUCACGUAAAAUUUGGGCCAAAUUUCAUCAACAUUGGAAAUUUUGAUAUUAUAAUAUUAAUCUCGUAAUUUUUCCAAUUUUCAGAAUUCGUCUACAUGAUGCGUGGCAAGGUCUAA